This is a messenger RNA of Hyphopichia burtonii NRRL Y-1933, 876 nucleotides long. RefSeq lists its product as uncharacterized. Bases 1 to 876 code for a protein of 291 amino acids. The record is from RefSeq and is a predicted model, not a curated record. The transcript has a single exon. NCBI's taxonomy places the organism in Eukaryota, Fungi, Ascomycota, Pichiomycetes, Serinales, Debaryomycetaceae.
AUGAGUAGGAAAGCAAGAAGAAGUAGAAAAGAAAAGGAUCACAGUGAGUUGGAUACCAAAGAGCCCUCAAGCAAGAGACAACCCUUGGACCAAUCUGUUCAAAUGAAAGAGAAUGAUUUGCAGCCAAAACCAACCUGUAUUCUAGGCGACUUCAAAAAGAUAUACAAAAAUACAGAAAUUGAAGACAUUAUUCUACGGGCAUUAAAGGAAAUUAGUAUGAGUAGCAAACAAGCCUGUAUGGAUCAGAUUGCUAAGUAUAUAUACCAAGGAGAAUAUGAACCUAGCUUGUCUGAUGAAGAUUUUUCGAGAAAAAUCAACUCGACUCUCAAAGAGGAAUUCAAGAAGAACAAGUUGAAACCUGAUAGAAUCUGGAAUAUCUUUCUUCAGAUGUAUAUGUACUACUCAAACCUAAAAUUUGGAGAGUUGAUCUUUGAUGGUUACUUAAUUAUAGAGUUUAUGUACCAAUACCUUAAAGAUAACUGCUCAAGUGCAAGAUAUUUACAUCAAGGUUUAAAUAUUCUCCAUGUUGUUGUUAAUAAAAUUGACCAGCGAGAAUUCACUUUAUACAACGGGUUUGAAGAAUGUUUAAUUUUUGUUAAUCUGUAUGAUCACUUACCAAAAAUCCCCCAGUUUGUGUGUGUAAACGGGGCUCGUCAAGCCCUAGCGUCAAUAAAGGGGCCUUGCGGUUUAUCCGAAACAGAUAAUAAUUCGAGCUAUUUCAUUUCUUCCAUAAUGAUACUUUACCUAGAAUUUGUCAGACGGACAAAGCAAACGAACGGAAAGAAAAGUAGAAAAAUGUUCCUUUAUUUACUAAGUGAUGAAAAGAAGAAAGUAUAUGGCUCAUUAAUUAAUUCUAUCUUUUAUAGUGAAAAAUGA